AUGUCACUUGAGGAACCAAAAGUGUACAUUGCGACAUAUUCAAGCACAGAUGUAUAUGAAUGUACGAUAAACAAUUCUCCCAUCAUGAGGAGAUGUAAAGAUGACUGGGUCAAUGCUACGCAAAUUUUGAAGUGCUGUAACUUUCCAAAGGCUAAGAGGACAAAAAUCUUGGAGAAGGGAGUGCAACAGGGAUUGCACGAAAAAAUCCAGGGGGGUUAUGGUAGGUUCCAAGGGACAUGGAUCCCACUAGCAGAUGCGCAGAGGCUAGCUGCCAGCUAUGGGGUGACGCCAGAUUUGGCUCCAGUGUUGUAUCUUGACGCUAGCGACCCUAAUAUGGUUAUACCCAAGAAGGUGAAGCAGGUCAACAAGGACGGGACACCUGUCAAGAGGAAGUACACCAAAAAGGCAAAGAAGCAGGAGGAUACUCCAUCCAAGAAGGUGAAGACAGACGGUCACCAGGGCCCACCACAAGAGUUUAAUCCACAGAAUUCAUUUGAAUCACUCUCGCGAGCCCAACCGCAUUUAUCACAGAAUUCGCAGCUAGGUGCAUCAUCACAACAGCAAUUGCAAUAUCAAAUGCCUCAAGGUGGCCAGCAGAUGCCUCCUACAUUUACACAGGCCGACUUUAUGAAUAUGGGGAAUGGCAUGCCAACAUUUACUGCUCACAACCAAGCUAUUCAAAAUGAAUUCCAGAAUUAUCAAAUGCAAUUCCAAAGGUUCCAACAUCAACAACAACAGCCUCAAACGCAGGGGCAACAGAAGUUCUACCGCGGAAACGUUCCAUAUCCGCAAGCUCCUGGUAUGCCGCCUCAAGCACAAAUAGUAGGAGGCUUUCAUCACACUAAGUUACCACUGUCUCAAUCUACUAAUGAAACGAACUUAUCUCAGGACGAGCAUCAGAAAGAUUCGGAUACAUCUCUAUCAUCUAAUGAAGAACAAUUCAAUGGCGAUGUCAAAUCUAAUAUGUACAUGAUGAAACAGGGGAAUCACUUAACCGGUGAGAUUGACAGCUCUAAAGAUCAUGAGGAGUACAAUUCCUAUUCGGCACAGCUAUUGAAAUUCUUCAGUGAAGAUAAUUCUAACAUUCCGUACUUUCUUCAUAACCCACCCUACGACUUUAAUAUAAACGAAGCCAUAGAUGACGAGGGUCAUACUCCAUUACAUUGGGCAGCAUCGAUAGGAAAUUACGUUUUGAUUCAUUUGCUUAUUUCAAAAGGCGCAAAUCCUUUGGUUGUGAAUAGUUUCGGAUUAAAUCCAUUAUCAAAAUUAAUAUCCUUUAAUAAUUGUUAUGAGUUGAAAAACUUUCCUAAGGUUUUGGAUGAUCUAGAAUUAUGUUUAAUCAAUACAGAUAUCAAUGGUAGAACACCGUUACAUUAUUUAUGCCAAUUCUCAAAGGUAAAAACAAAAUAUGAAAGCUUAAGGUAUUAUUUGGGUAUCAUAUUGGCUAAACUAACCUCAUUAUCCAAGAGUGCAAACAAUAAAUCGGUCAACUUAUUGAAAAAUGUAGUUGACCACCAGGAUGUUAAUGGCGAUACUUGUUUACAUUUGGCUGCUAAAUUUGGUUCCAAUAAAAUAUUCAAAUUCUUAGUAGGGUAUGGUGCAAGAGAUGAUUUGGUGAAUGUAAAUAACGAAACUCCAAGAUAUUUGAAUAUGCAAUACAAUCUUUUAAGCAACGGCAACGAUUUUGACCAACAGCAAUAUCAACAAUUAUCAGGCCAACAACGUGUUUCCCAAGAAAUGCAGACUGAAGAUCAACAACCAACCUUGCAUCCAGUGCAAAAUCAAAUAUUGGCAACUCCUAUCCAAUCUAAUUACCGUAACAAUGCUAUUGAAACUCCGGAUACACAACGUACAACUGUUCAAGAUGAUGAUAUAGAUGAUGACGAGGAUUCAAUUAAUGCUAGAGUUAACAAGGAACAAUUAGACCAGUUAAUGACGCAAUCGCAAACUAAUAAUGUGGAGGAUAAAGAAAAUAUCUUCAUUGAUGAUUCAUUGAAGGCCUAUAAUCCAAUGUCGACCCCAGUGCGAAAUCCAAAGACUAGCUCUAACUUAUCCACCUCGUCGUCUCACCAACCAUUGGCAGUUAUUUCCGAAAGAACAGUAGAGAAUACUCCUAUAAAGAAUGAGGACAAGAAAUUUGUAUUAGGACCAUCUAUUACGCAAACACACAAACCUCAUCCUCCAAAAUUGGAUGAUGAAGGUAGACUUAUAGAACAUUCGAAAGCAGUGAAGGAGGAAGGCGAAAUUAAUCUGACAACACUUCUGAUGACUGAUUUAUCGUCCAUGAUUACUGGAAUGAUCAACUCGUUAUCAGACUCAUAUGGUCAAGAAUUAACUCACUUAAAAACAACUUACAAUAAGCUUCAAUCAGAUUUGAUAGAAAAGGAAAAAUCUAAUGGUAAAUCGCUUCAUAAAUUUGAGGCCUUGUUGAAGAAAGGUGGAAUCGAAAACUUCGAGAGCAUUGAACAAGGCAAGUCCAUAUUGCAAGACGAAAUCAGACUUCAAGAACACGAGUUAAACGGUAAGGAAAUUGCAUUGCUUCAAGCGUUGGAGAAGACUCAAGCUUACCAAUUAGCCAACUUGGUUGAAAAAUAUGAACUGAAUCUCGAGAAUGAUAAUGACAAUGAUUCUGGAGACGAGUUCAAGGAUGAGGAAAGAUUGAGUUUUGCAAUUGAAUUGACGAAUCUUCAAUUGCAAAGAAACAAAAUAAUCAACGAAGUUACCAAUAGAAUAAAGAAUUACGGGAUUGAUUCUAAGAUGUACAAGUAUAGAAAGUUGAUUAGUUUGAGUUGUGGGUUGAAAGUGGAAGAUAUUGAUGGUUUAAUCGAUGGCAUUGAAGAAUCCUUGAUGGAAACUUCAAUGACUUGA
This is a messenger RNA of Debaryomyces hansenii CBS767, 2868 nucleotides long. RefSeq names its product SBF complex DNA-binding subunit (gene SWI4). The record is from RefSeq and is a predicted model, not a curated record. Gene Ontology annotation, molecular function: transcription regulator activity; DNA binding; protein binding. Lineage: Eukaryota; Fungi; Ascomycota; Pichiomycetes; Serinales; Debaryomycetaceae. Gene Ontology annotation, cellular component: MBF transcription complex; SBF transcription complex. The coding region runs from base 1 to 2868 and encodes 955 amino acids. The transcript has 2 exons.